AUAACGACCUUUCUCUUACUUAUGUAAAGAAACCUCUUACUACUGUCCUUCCAGAAGAGACCAGUACUAUAGAAGUCGACCCAAUCAAAGAAAGUUCGUCUAAUAACCUCGAUAAAGGAAAAAGUCCUGAAAUUAUUUCUUCAACUUCUACAACCUCUGAAACUAUUGCGCUUAAACCAACAAUUAGUGUCGACGAGUCAUUUGACGCGUCAGAAAAUAUCUUAGAUACUUCAACCAUCGGCUUUGAUGCUCCUUCGACCUAA
This is a messenger RNA of Funneliformis caledonium, 263 nucleotides long. NCBI's taxonomy places the organism in Eukaryota, Fungi, Glomeromycota, Glomeromycetes, Glomerales, Glomeraceae. The record is from the annotation of a GenBank genome assembly.